Striga asiatica is the source of this 450-nucleotide messenger RNA. The record is from the annotation of a GenBank genome assembly. NCBI's taxonomy places the organism in Eukaryota, Viridiplantae, Streptophyta, Magnoliopsida, Lamiales, Orobanchaceae.
CUGGUCGCCCGGCAAUCUGUUGGUUGGCGGUUCCCGGUCGCGGUUUUCCCGGCGUUCGCUGCUCCUUGCCGGAAAUGGCUGCUCUCUGUCCGUCCGGUAGGGCUCGCCCGUUCGGCGGCUGCGGCGGCGACGAUGGAUGGUGAACGGACGCCGGCAAGACUGCUCGUGGACAGGGGUUUGACGGCUGCUUCUCUCGGCGGUGCUGGCUUCAACGCGACCGGACGUUGGUCGAGGGAGACGACGGCUGGGGGAAGGUUGCCGGAGGUCGGUCGGUCGGUCGGGGAAGAGGAAGAUGGCGACUUGGCCUCUUCGAAGAGGUCUAUCAUUGACACCGCCGACGAAGCGGGUGGGGUUUUGUACAAAAAAGUCCAGAAUUUGGAUGCCAUUGACGAUGAUGAAGUCUAUGAAGAUGACAUCCACACUUUUGAAGACUACGAAGUUGACACCUAG